AUGUACUUCCCCCUCAAUUCUUGUUUGAUCUUCCUCUUUCUUUUCACCUUAAUCUACCAUCUUCACUAUGCUUCAAGUAAACAAGAAAUUGGAUGGUGUGAGACUAUUCAGUUUCAGUGUGGGAGCAUUACCGCCGGUUUCCCAUUUUGGGGUGGGAAUCGUCCUGAACCUUGUGGUCGUGCGUUGCUGAAGCUUCACUGCAACACCAAAAACAUCACCUCUUUAAGCAUCUCAAACCAUGAGUACAUUAUUUUCCAUAUAAAUCACACAUCUAGCACUACUCUUCUUAGACUUGUAAGAGCUGACCAUAAAGGUCCUUUUUGCUCCUCUACAUUCAAUUCCACAACCUUGCCUCCCGAAAUCUCUGAGCUUUCACCAAUCUACAAGAGCCUCACCAUUUUCUAUCACUGCAACCCACGUUUUCAUUAUGCUUCUAGUUACACAUGUCCUCGGAGAGGUGUUAUCUCAGGGUAUCAAAGCCCUAAUUAUCAUCAAUCCUGCCAAGAAAGCUUUACCGUGAACGUGCCCACCACGUUUGUUCCAGAAAAGAAAGAGUUGAAUAUGACUCAUUUGGAAAGUGUUCUAAGAGAAGGAUUUGAGGUUAUGGUCAAUACUGAUGAGAUAACGUGUGAAGGAUGUUCUUCCUCACGUAAGUUUCACUUUGCUUCUUUUUUACUUGUCUUUCUCCACUUAGUGAAUGAUAUUAAUUUGCCUUCACAUUUUUCCCCAUUUUUUGUAGUUGCGGGUACAGUAGCAGGAGUUGUUUUGUUCCUUGUACUGUUAACAUUGUUUCUCCGUUUUCUCCGGAAGAGAGAAAAAAGGCUGAGACAUCAGAAGCUGAAGGCUCUUAUUCCACUUGAACACUAUACUUACACACAAGUGAAGAGAAUUACAAAGUCAUUUGCGGAAGUGGUUGGGACAGGCGGAUUUGGGAUUGUUUAUCGAGGAACACUUCGUGAUGGCCGUAUGGUUGCGGUGAAGGUCUUGAAAGACUCAAAGGGAAAUGGUGAAGACUUCAUCAAUGAAGUUGCUAGCAUGAGCAGAACUUCUCAUCACAACAUUGUUUCUUUGCUUGGUUUCUGCUCGGAGGGUUCUAAAAGGGCAAUUAUAUACGAGUUUUUGGGAAACGGGUCACUUGAUAAGUUCAUUUCAGGAAAGAGCACGGUGGAAAUGGAUUGGGGGUCUCUAUAUAGAAUUGCGUUAGGAGUUGCUCGUGGUCUAGAGUACUUGCACCAUGGAUGCAAGACAAGGAUUGUACAUUUUGACAUCAAACCACAAAAUGUACUCUUAGAUGACAAUUUUUGCCCCAAAGUUUCGGACUUUGGCCUCGCUAAGCUAUGCGAGAAACAAGAGAGCAUCUUGUCAAUGCUGGACACAAGAGGUACCGUAGGGUACAUUGCACCAGAGAUGAUCUCAAGAGUUUAUGGGAAUGUAUCGCACAAAUCAGAUGUCUAUAGCUACGGAAUGUUGGUUCUCGAUAUGAUUGGUGCAAGGAACAAAGAAAAUUUUAAUCAAGCCGCUGCUUCUAACACAAGUUCAAUGUACUUUCCUGAAUGGGUAUAUAAGGAUCUUGAGUUAGGCAAGUCCAAAACCAAUAUUGAGAUUGAGUUCAACAGCGAAGAAGACGAGCUAGCAAAGAAGAUGACAUUGGUGGGGUUGUGGUGUAUUCAGCCUUCCCCAACAGAUCGCCCACCGAUGAAUAGAGUUGUAGAGAUGAUGGAAGGAAGUUUGGAUGCUCUUGAAGUCCCUCCUAGGCCAGUUUUUCAAAUUCCCACAGUGUCUCUACAAGAAUCUUCAACAUUUUCAGAAGAUACCUCUACUUACACAGAAGGAUGAUCCAUGGAACCUAUCAAAGCACGCAAAUCGCAAAUGUUGUAUAUUAUUUACAUUCUAGA
Capsella rubella is the source of this 1895-nucleotide messenger RNA. Its product is annotated as protein SUPPRESSOR OF NPR1-1 CONSTITUTIVE 4. Lineage: Eukaryota; Viridiplantae; Streptophyta; Magnoliopsida; Brassicales; Brassicaceae. Gene Ontology annotation, biological process: protein phosphorylation. Bases 1 to 1836 code for a protein of 611 amino acids. Gene Ontology annotation, molecular function: polysaccharide binding; ATP binding; protein kinase activity. The transcript has 2 exons. The record is from RefSeq and is a predicted model, not a curated record.